CGACUCGUGAUCGCCUGACAUCAAAACGGCAGCGACGUUACCGUAGAAGGUCUAUACCGAUUUAUUCGCUCGUUAACAAAGCAUGGCGGCCCCGCCAAUGUGGGACGAGCACCAGGCGUAUGAAGAGCUGCUGUACUGGGACAGUCUGAUCCAACAGGGCCACCGGCUGCUGCCGCACGACUUCGACAGAUAUGAGGAGCUGCGUUACUGGUACGACUGUCUGUGCUACGAAGAGGAGCUGAGGCAGUACCACGACUACAUUGCUGCAAUCGAGGAGAUUGAGGAUCAGCGUCAUCAUGAGGAGUCUCCAGCCUCGCGGUCUCACACAGGGCCAUAUGAUCGCCUUGUGAUGGCCAAACACUCAGAAGUGUACCCCUCACCAGAGGAGCUGGAGGCGGUGCAGACAAUCGUCUCGCAUGUGGAGUGUGCCCUGAAGUCUGUGUCUGACCAGAUGGAUACUCGAAAUGAUGACAAAGAAACUACAGAGGCAGCAAGCGGUGAUGCACAAGAGCGUGUCCUGCGUGGCGUUAUGAGGGUUGGCCUUGUGGCCAAAGGACUCUUGCUGAAGGGAGACAAGGACCUGGAACUUGUGCUGCUUUGCUCUAACAAGCCCACAGUUACUCUACUUAAACAAGUGGCUGAAAAGCUAAUUGCACAGUUAGAGACCAUUUCAGCUGGGACGUAUUCAGUAAGCCCAUGUUCAGGAGAUGCAGGCAUUGCCGUGACAAGCACCAAGGAGUCGGCCUUGACUCUCAUUAUCCACCUGACAUCACCUCUGGUCAGAACAGAGCAAGAGAGUAAAGUUGCUGAGGAAGAGGAAGAAGAAGAAAUGCGAACAGUCAACGAUCCGCCGGACGUUCUGGACAGGCAGAAAUGCCUAACUGCCUUGGCGUCUCUCCGCCACGCCAAGUGGUUCCAGGCCAAAGUCAACGACCUGACUUCAGCCGUCAUCGUGAUCCGGAUCUUGAGGGACCUGUGUAUCCGUGUUCCUACGUGGACGCCUCUCUCGGGAUGGCCUCUUGAACUGCUGGUAGAGAAAGCUAUCGGUACAUCUGAGAGACCAAUGGGAGCAGGCGAGUCCCUCCGCAGGGUUUUAGAGUGCGUUGCCUCUGGAAUCCUUUUGGAAGAUGGUCCUGGAAUUAAAGAUCCAUGUGAGAAGGAUCCAGUCAAUGCCACUGCAUAUCUGAGUGUUCAGCAGUGUGAAGACAUCACGCAGAGCGCUCAGUUUGCCUUGAGGCUGUGUGCAUUUGGACAGAUGCACAAGGUGUUGGGGAUGGACAGUAAACCUACAAAACCACGGAAGUUGAUGGGAAUUGGUGGCAAAGAUGGCACAGCCCAAAUAGCCGGACAUUUCAGCCUGCCAGCUAAGAGAUCUUACUCAGACGUAGAGAAAGAAGAGGACGAGCCUCAUCUCAACAGCAAACAGAGGAAGUUUCUCAAGUUCCAGAAGCGCUUUCAGAGGAAAUCAUUCACCGAUGAUCUUACCAUGAACGCUGUGAUGCGUCUGAACCAGUACAGACCCGGUCUGGAGUACCGACUUACGUCUCAAACUGGUCCAGUCCAUGAGCCGGUCUUUACAAUGGCUGUGGACCUAAACGGGAAAACUUAUGAAGCAACGGGACCUUCAAAACGAGCCGCCAAACUUAAUGUAGCCACCAAGGUCCUACAAGAUCUCGGUCUUCCAAUAGGUUCAGAAUCUAAAUCAGAUUCCAGUGGUGAUGUUGAAGGAAGCCAGGAAUCAGUUAAAGCUGCUACAACAAGUUCUACUACAUCAGAAGAAAGUGGUCAGGGUCCAAUCUUGACUAAAAAUGGCAAGAACCCUGUGAUGGAGCUGAAUGAGAAGCGGCGCAGCCUGAAGUACGAGCUGUCUGCAGAGACGGGAGGCUCCCAUGAAAAGUGCUUUGUCAUGGAGGUGGAAGUCGAUGGGCAGAAGUUUAAAGGAAGAGGCUCCAAUAAGAAGGAAGCUAAGGCCUACGCUGCCCUUGCUGCUCUGGAGAAGUUGUUCCCAGAUGACAACGGAAUGUCAAACACCAACAGAAAUGUUUCAAAGAAGAAGGUCACCUACACCGACAUGCACAUCCCAGGAUUUGGCACCAUCCGCGGCAUUCCUUCAGACUCUGGGUCUCGUGGCUGGGGUCCCAACAGAGGGGGCCGAGGCAGAGGCCGAGGCAAACCGUUCCCCUCAGGACCCAGCUAUAACAAGACCAACUACAGUUAUGAGAGCAGCACUGGCUCAGGCUAUCAUAAACUGUACGGGAAUAACACAGCCAUGGUUAAAAACACCGGCUCCAGUGGCUCAGCCAGCAAUGUCGGCUAUGGCACCUUUUACCCCGAGAGUGGCACCACCUUCUCCUCCCCACCCGCCACCAGCAGCGCCAGCAACGACAACGGCGACAGCAAUGCCACGAAGGGAGAAAGCUACCAGACAAUGCCUCCGCCUGCCGAUCAGGAAAGUCCGUACAGCUACGGCUAUGGCGACGAGAAGAAGAAGAUGCUGACCCAAAGUCAGAAUGAGGGCCAGGGCUCAGGAGGAGACUACUCUAUGUACAGCACUGCUUACCCCAGCUCAGUGACCGGGGGACAAGGUUAUAACAAUAAUUAUGGUUGGGGGGGAAACCAGUCGUCUUGGGGGAAUCAGCAGGGAUAUGCCUCGUAUCAGGGCUUCGGAGGACAGAACCAAGGCUCAUAUUCUGGAUACAACGACAUGAAUUACUGAUCGUCGUGUCAUUCUCAGCCCGUCUCACAUGACUACGCCGUUUUUGGACUCCUCACCUCUGAUGAUGAUCCUGAGUUACUGCUUCUGAAAAAGGAAAACAAAAAAGUAGCUGAGGUGUUUUCUCUAAAACUGGAAUUUAGUUUUUAUUUUAAUUUUUAUUUUCUCACUCUACACCUCGGUUGUUUGCUCUCUCACAUCUGGUGAAACAGUCGGCAGUAAAGUCAUUCUGUCUUUUAAUCUACAGCAUCCUUCACAUCCAUAUUGACAUGAGUGUUGUGUGUUUUUUUGUUGUUUUUUUUUUAAUCUAGUGAACUGGUUCUUUAUCAUUUUAUGGUUUCGGUUUAAAGCUGCUUGUAGUUUUGCGCUAAAGAUUUCUUUCCUGUGUUAUUAAAUAUGCUCUAAUGUUUGUUGUAAAAAUAAAUGACUCUUAUUUUGGAGAAAAGUUUGA
Molecule: messenger RNA, 3164 nt
Organism: Stegastes partitus (bicolor damselfish)
Lineage: Eukaryota; Metazoa; Chordata; Actinopteri; Pomacentridae
Product: interleukin enhancer-binding factor 3-like
Exons: 20
Coding region: 83-2716 (877 amino acids)
Cellular component (GO): precatalytic spliceosome
Molecular function (GO): single-stranded RNA binding; double-stranded RNA binding
Source: RefSeq, a predicted model, not a curated record